CCAAAAUUCCUGUGGAAUCAACCCCCGCCACAAAAAUGGCGGUCAGAUUUCGCAGAUUGCCUGGACUAUUUCGUCAUUUCACUUCCGUCAUUGGUAUAAAUAACCCGGUAAACUAUAUCCCGUACAAAGGACAAUGUAAAGUCAUCCAUAUGGCUUCCCCAAAAGGCUCUCUUUCGCUGGUGGUUGGCCUUGGCAACCAUAGUAUGCCUAAUACUCGGCACAGCGUUGGAAUGGCUGUUGUCAAUCAUCUUGCUGAGAAGCUUGGUGCUGAAUGGAGUUUUAGUAAAAAGUACCAGGGAUAUUUAGCGAUGACACAGAUACCACAACAGAACAUUAUCCUGCUGAAACCCAAGCUCUUAAUGAAUGUUAAUGGACGGUCUAUUGUAAGAGUAGUGUCAGCAUAUAAUAUACAGCCUAGUCAUGUCAUACUGGUUCAUGAUGAACUGGACAAAGCUCUUGGGAAAUUUUCCAUAAAGUAUGGCGGCAGUGCUGGGGGUCACAAGGGGGUGAAGUCGUCCAUAAAUCAACUGAUGUCUCUGGAGAUGGUCAGGCUACGCGUAGGCAUUGGGCGCCCUGUCGACAGAUCUCAAGUUUCAGAUUACGUGUUACAGGACUUUAGUGAAUCCGAGAAACCUAUUCUUACAUGCGUGUUGGAGGAGUGUUCGCAAACAAUCCUUAACUAUCUACAUCCAAGCGAUGAUACUACCCAUGAAGAUCAUUCAUCUAGUAAAAGAAAGAGAAAACAUGGGAAAGUGAGCUAGACCAAGAAAUUUAAAAAAAAAGAGGUCUGCGAGCAGCGACUAUAAUUUAUAUAGAAUGCAAUUUUUGGGGGGAAAUAGCAAAAUCUUUAUUGUGGAGCUUUUAUGUGACAUCUUUAUUUAAAACAACAAUAUUUCUCAUGUGAUUUAAAAGUAGAAUUGAAGUUAUUUAUAAGAAAAAUAAAUUAACCAUAUUUUAUACUCA
Molecule: messenger RNA, 963 nt
Organism: Nematostella vectensis (starlet sea anemone)
Lineage: Eukaryota; Metazoa; Cnidaria; Anthozoa; Actiniaria; Edwardsiidae
Product: probable peptidyl-tRNA hydrolase
Exons: 5
Coding region: 36-761 (241 amino acids)
Molecular function (GO): peptidyl-tRNA hydrolase activity
Source: RefSeq, a predicted model, not a curated record